CCGAUGAGAUUACUGUGUAUUUCAACAACACUUCACAGCGGAAUGAUUGGUUUUAUCGAGGAAAUUCUGUUCUGAACAAUGAAAACAAACUCCACUGCAAACGUGAUGCAAACGACUUCCAAUCGUCUUUCCAAUGGAAAGUGCUAGAAAAUUAAAGUGACAGGCAACUUUGGACAAUGUGACAGCUCUUGUGAUCGCAAUUCUCGAUAUUUUGCCCUAUUUUCUUGUGUUGUGCUGUGAAAAUGCUUCCGAAUGGGAGUGAAAAUCGCCUAACGCACCUUCUGGGUGCCUACAACUCCGACAGCGACGACGAGGAGAGCGCUGAGGAGCAAGUACAAAGGAAACAUGGGAACAAUGGAGCGUCGGUGGCAGACAAUAUCACACAAACGGAGUGGACGCAGUGUUUUGAUCGUGACACGGGACACCCGUACUUCUGGCACAUCAGCACGAAGGAGGUGACUUGGGAGAUGCCAGAGGAGUACAGAGCAUAUCUGGAGUGGGUGAUGAGUAGCACAAUGAGUAGCGAACACAGGUGGAAGGUUUACGAGGCGGAAGACGGCAAAGCGACAUACUAUGUGGAUGAAGUGACGAGAGUCGUUUCCUGGGACAUGCCUGAGGAGUUCCGGAAGCAUCUGGCGGAGCAGAAGAAGGAGAAACCAAAGGAGAAAGUUGUGAAGAAGAGGCCAGUGAAGAAGUAUCCGGAACAUUUGAUGAAAGACGAUUCCAAUGAGGAGAAGAUUGAGCUGAUCUCAUCUUACAGCAGAUCGAGUGAUUCGGAAGAGGAUGAGAAGGACAAUGGCAAGGUGGAAGACACCGCUGAGAGGACACCAACACCUGACCAGAUACCGAGCGAGGAACUCCUUCCGUACAAAAUGCACACGCACAUUGCGAAUACAGACGCUCAAGCGGCGGAAAGAUCACCAAAUCACGCAACAACCAGCACGCUUUUCAGCAAUGAGACGUCAGUGACGCUCUCAGAGCUGGAGAAGACGUACUCUGCCGUGCGGAAGUCCCCAGAAAGCGCGCCCCGGCCAGAGGCCAUAAGUAUUUCUACAUGCGAAGAGGAAAUGGACGUGAAGUUGACGAUGCGGAAAAGGAGAAUAGAAGUUCCCAGGAUUCUGCCGAAGAGUCAACCGCCUGCGAAGGUAGACAAGGAUGUGGAAGUGGAGAAGGAGGAGGAGGAGCAGCAAGUAGUCAACGCGGAUGAGGAUGUUGAGGAGAUUGUGGAAAGAAAGGAGUUUAAGGACGCCUCGACGAGCACAGCUGAAGAUGAGGAGAAUUCAGAGGAUCUGAAAACCAUGAGUUCGCUAAUCAGCGCCAAAGUGAAGUUCCUGUCUGAAGGAAGGCCAAUCGUGACGGGUGUUCAAGUGAUGCAGAUUCAACUGGAAACUCUUUUGACGGCUUUCGAGGCGCAGCAGCUGACUCGGUGCUACGUGAUGAAGUGGCUCAAGAGCACGGCGAAGAGCUUGCUGCAGCUGGAGAACGAGGUGGCGCCGAAUGGGUGGAAGUGCAAGUGGGAUAGGAAAAAUUCCCGGUACUACUACCAAAGUAUGGUGACGGGAAAGAUCCAGUGGGACUUUCCGGAGCCCGAUGUCACGUGCCAUGACGACGAGAUGGAGAUCUGCACCACACCGCCUCAUCCAGGAGGAGUGGAGGAAGGCGAGCCGGAGGCCAAGAAGCCGAAGCAAGAAGAGAACUCGAAUGAGCUUCGAACACCCGAACCGCCAACGUGGAAUUCCAGCCCAGAAGCAUCUCCAGCUCCGCCGUUCGACGCUGCUCCGCCUCCGCCUCGCAUCACGGAUAAAUUCCACACCGAACUGGACUCUUUCUACUCGGACUUGGCCUCCAUGGACAGCAUGCCGAAUCCCACUGAAGCAGUUCCGGCCGAGGCGAGCACAGAAGUGGCACAGACGACGAGUGCCGAGCAGCCGAAGGUGAAGAAGAAGAAAGUCAAGACUUCGCGGACGGAGAUGAAGCAGAUGUCGAUGUUGAUGGCCAAGUGGCACAAAGCGCAGCAGGAUUUGAAGAAAUAAAGUCACACCGCACUUCCGA
Phlebotomus argentipes is the source of this 2052-nucleotide messenger RNA. RefSeq names its product formin-binding protein 4-like. Lineage: Eukaryota; Metazoa; Arthropoda; Insecta; Diptera; Psychodidae. The coding region runs from base 243 to 2033 and encodes 596 amino acids. Gene Ontology annotation, molecular function: protein binding. The record is from RefSeq and is a predicted model, not a curated record. The transcript has 5 exons.